Durio zibethinus is the source of this 1794-nucleotide messenger RNA. Its product is annotated as small ribosomal subunit protein mS47. NCBI's taxonomy places the organism in Eukaryota, Viridiplantae, Streptophyta, Magnoliopsida, Malvales, Malvaceae. The record is from RefSeq and is a predicted model, not a curated record. Gene Ontology annotation, molecular function: 3-hydroxyisobutyryl-CoA hydrolase activity. Gene Ontology annotation, biological process: L-valine catabolic process.
UUUAGAAUGUCCCGUUCAAUUAUCAAUGGAACUCAUCUUAAGGUCCAGAAUAAAAGCUCUGACUGAACCGAGUUUGGUUUGAUUGAAGUAGUCCACAAAUCGAACGGCUACGAUCAAUCCUUGAUACAAAACUGCAAAGCACACAGAAAUGCUGGAUAGCUUUCAAGGGAAACACUGUAACGGAGGCGAGCGAAACUAGCAAAGGCAAUAAAGCUGUUCACUGAAGGCAGAAGAGAAUUGAAGAGAAAAGAAGAGAGAGGAAAGCGAAGAUGCAGAGAGUGAAAGCUUUAGUGAAAGCAAGACAUUCAUUUCAAAGAAAUGGGUUCCUCUCCCAUCAUAGAUGUAUCUCUGCUCAGCCAAACUAUGCCCCAUAUGAUGAUUUCCAGGACCAGGUUUUAGUGGAAGGAAGAGCUAAAUCAAGAGCAGCCAUUCUCAAUAGACCUUCUGCUCUCAAUGCACUUACCGCCUCAAUGGCAGCUCGGUUGAAGAAAUUGUAUGAAUCAUGGGAAGAGAACCCCGAUAUUGGUUUUGUCUUGAUGAAGGGUAGCGGCAGGGCUUUCUGUUCUGGUGUUGAUGCUGUUGCUCUCUAUCACUUACUUAAUGAAGGGAAAGUUGAAGAAUGUAAAAGGUUUUUCAUGACACUGUAUAAGUUUGUAUACCUACAAGGAACAUUUCUGAAGCCGCAUGUGGCAAUUUUGGAUGGUAUAACAAUGGGAUGUGGAGCUGGAAUUUCUCUCCCAGGGAUGUUUCGUUUGGUGACUGAUAAAACUGUUUUUGCUAAUCCAGAGACGCAAUUGGGGUUCCAUCCUGAUGCUGGGGCUUCAUUUUAUCUUUCUCGCCUACCUGGUUACUUAGGGGAAUGCUUAGCUCUAACAGGAGAAAAGCUUAAUGGUGUCGAAAUGAUUGCCUGUGGCCUUGCUACCCACUAUUGCCUAAAUGCUAGACUUGCUUGGAUCGAAGAACGCCUUGGUAACUUGAUGAAUGAUGAUCCCACUGUCAUAGAGUCUUCCCUUGCACAAUAUGGUCACCUUGUUUAUCCAGAUAGGACCAGUAUUCUUUACAGGAUUGACACAAUUGAUAAAUGUUUCAGUCAUGACACUGUUGAGGAAAUUAUUGAUUCUCUGGAAAAUGAGGCAGCUCAUGCUUAUGAUGAUUGGUGCAAGACAGUUCUCAGAAAAAUGAAAGAAGCCUCACCAUUGAGCUUGCAAGUUACUCUACGAUCAGUACGAGAAGGUAGAUUUCAAUCUCUUGAUCAGUGUCUGGCAAGGGAAUAUCGGAUGUCUCUUGCUGCGAUCUCCAAACGGGUCUCUAAUGAUUUUUCUGAGGGUGUUCGAGCUCGGUUAGUGGACAAGGAUUUUGCUCCCAAGUGGGACCCUCCAAGCCUGGAAGAUGUGAGUAAAGACAUGGUCGAGUACUAUUUCUCCCCACUUGGGGAAUUGGAGCCCGAGCUAGUGCUGCCAACUUCAUUGAGAGAACCUUAUAUCUGAGAAGGAUCUCUUUGUAGGGUAGGGGAACUAUCAAUUUUUUAUGGCAGACAAUUUUUGGUGUAUGGAUAAAUAAGACCAUAAGAUUUUGGCGUAUCAGUUUUUACAGCUACACUUUGUUGUGGGGUACACAGAGGUUAGAGAUUUAUUUUGUUAAUGAUAUUUAAAGUAGAUGAGAUUGUGCUCCAUUUUGAUACAUAUUGUCCACUUUCGAAUGACCAAGGAAAGACUAAUGUCUAUUAUGCUAUUUGAGUCUCUGUAACUUUCAAAGAUUCACAUGAUGCCAAAAGAUAGUGGAGUUGAUUUAGUU